Messenger RNA from Carcharodon carcharias (great white shark), 5241 nucleotides. RefSeq names its product calcitonin receptor (gene calcr). Gene Ontology annotation, molecular function: amylin receptor activity; calcitonin receptor activity. The coding region runs from base 446 to 2248 and encodes 600 amino acids. Lineage: Eukaryota; Metazoa; Chordata; Chondrichthyes; Lamniformes; Lamnidae. The transcript has 16 exons. The record is from RefSeq and is a predicted model, not a curated record. Gene Ontology annotation, biological process: adenylate cyclase-activating G protein-coupled receptor signaling pathway; cell surface receptor signaling pathway; positive regulation of cytosolic calcium ion concentration. Gene Ontology annotation, cellular component: axon; plasma membrane.
CGGUGAGCGAGGGCGCUUGAGAAUUGCAGGCAGACUGGGGAGAGGUCAGUCACAUUCUGCAGGCAACACCAACGGCAAGGAGACGAGAAAGCUCCAGUCACAGUCAUUCAUUCAGGUCAGCCUUUCACAGAGCGGGACCCAAUUGGAUCGAAACUGGGAUCUUAUAAAAGGAGAGAGAAAAACAAGAAGAAUAUAGCUAAUAAGAUUGGAAUUACAGGAACCUCACGGAACACCGGAUCUCAGCUAUCUUUUAUUCCGUGAAGGAACAUUCACACCAAUUGGGAUCUUUCAUCUGUGGAGAGGGGAGCGAGCGAGAGAAAGAAAGAUGCAGUUUUAAUAAUAGCUUUGAUUCCAUCUGAGAGCUGUCAUCACAACUCAGCGCAUCUCCCGAGCAAAGCUCCAAUAGGUUUUCCUAGUGAUUGGCACCAAGCCUGGAGAAUCAACUAUGACAAAGCUACUUGUGCGCAGUUUCAUGUUAUCAGUGGCACUUACUUUGAGAACUAUGUCAAGUUUUGCAUUGACUGAAAAUUAUGAUGAAAUUACAACUGAGCCAUCAUCUGUUGAGACUGCAGAAAACCUAAUAAGGCAGAAGAUAACGGAUGCACAGUUUAAAUGUUAUGAAAAAAUGGUCAGGGAUGCUUCAUAUAAUAAACCAGGUCUAUACUGUAACAGAACCUGGGAUGGAUGGUUAUGCUGGGAUGAUACACCAGCUGGAACACUAAGCAUGCAGAACUGCCCAAACCACUUUAAUGACUUUGAUGAAACUGAAAAAACUACAAAGUAUUGUGAUGAAACUGGGAACUGGUUUAAGCAUCCGGAAACCAAUCGAACUUGGUCCAACUACACACUUUGUAAUACAUUCCCAGAUUAUAAACUAAAGAGAACUAUGUCAAGUUUUGCAUUGACUGAAAAUUAUGAUGAAAUUACAACUGAGCCAUCAUCUGUUGAGACUGCAGAAAACCUAAUAAGGCAGAAGAUAAUGGAUGCACAGUUUAAAUGUUAUGAAAAAAUGGUCAGGGACGCUUCAUAUAAUAAACCAGGUCUAUACUGUAACAGAACCUGGGAUGGAUGGUUAUGCUGGGAUGAUACACCAGCUGGAACACUAAGCAUGCAGAACUGCCCAAACCACUUUAAUGACUUUGAUGAAACUGAAAAAGCUACAAAAUACUGUGAUGAAACUGGGAACUGGUUUAAACAUCCGGAAACCAAUCGAACUUGGUCCAACUAUACAUUUUGUAAUAAAUUCACAGAUUAUAAAAUAAAGAUGGCACGCAUCCUUUACUAUAUGGCUGUUGUGGGUCACACACUGUCAAUUAUAUCACUAUUGAUUUCCCUGGCUAUUUUCUUCUAUUUCAAAAGCCUCAGCUGUCAGAGGAUAACCCUCCAUAAGAAUUUAUUUUUCUCCUACGUGUUUAACUCAGUCUUUACACUUAUCCAACUUAUGGUGGUGGCCAAUGACAAGGAAGUGGUUUCACAAAAUCCUGUGGGAUGUAAAGUGCUGCACUUCUUCCUACAAUACAUGCUGGGCUGCAAUUACUUUUGGAUGCUUUGUGAAGGGAUCUACCUGCACACACUCAUCGUGGUGGCAGUGUUCGCUGAGGAACAACAUUUGCACUGGUAUUAUCUUCUAGGCUGGGGAUUUCCUUUAAUACCAGCCACCAUUCACGCAGUGGCCAGAAUGAAAUACUUUGAUGACAAUUGCUGGAUAAGCGUUGAAACACAUCUGCUUUACAUAGUACACGCUCCAAUUGUUGCAGCUCUAUUGGUGAACCUUUUCUUCUUGCUCAACAUAGUGCGUGUCCUGGUUACAAAGUUGAGAGAUACACACCGCACAGAAACCAAUAUGUACAUGAAGGCUGUCAGAGCAACUUUAAUACUUGUGCCACUGUUGGGAAUUCAGUUUGUCAUUAUUCCUUGGAGACCAGAAAACCGACUUGCUGGAGAAAUUUAUGACUAUAUUAUGCACAUAUUUGUGCAUUACCAGGGUUUGUUAGUGGCCACCAUAUUUUGCUACUUUAAUGGAGAGAUGCAAGCAGCUCUGAAGAGACAGUGGAUGCAAUAUAAAAUGCAGCUCGGCCAGCGACGGCGCGAGCACUGCUCCAUGCGUUCAACCUCGUACACAGCGACAUCUAUCACAGAGGUUCCUGUUUACCUGUACCAUCAGGACAGCAAUAGUGAACAUUUAAAUGGAAAAUAUGUGGAGGACUCUGAAAUCACUGCCCUGAAAUCAAAAGAGACGUUUGCUUGACUUGACUGAAAAUGAUCAACGACAAAAUAAAACACAUGAUUUGAAUUUUACCCUUUAAAACGUAGGCUCCGGUAUCAACUGAAGUUCACUAAAAUAAGCAACCAAACCCAGCAGGGGGAAAAAAGUCAACUCUCUUCUGGUAACUGCAGUCAAGAAUGGGGCCAGACAAGGCAGAUGUUGCAAUAUUUCACACAUUACUACUUUCAGAAACCUGACUGGAAAAUGGAGCUGUUAGUUGACGCAUGUGGCAUUUCCAUGGCUGCGAGUCAUUUAAAAAAUAAGGCCCCACUACAAAAGUGUGGCUGAGAAGAAUUCAAAGAGCUUACACCAGGAUCACAGGCUAUAUACAAAUGUCGUCAAGGUGGUGUGCAACUUAGCACGCUGGGACAGUGUGUAGUAAAUCUCAACCAAGCGCAUUGCUGAUUUCAAGCGGUUGAUUUAUAGCUUUGAAUUUUAUUAGUCGGCUUUGUUGUGCUCCUCAUAAAAAUCAAAUGGCCUUAAAGAUUUAGUUUAUGGCCCCAAAGCCAUUUACUGCGUUACUACUAGUUUGAAAUUGUUAUUACUUCACACACUUACAGGUGUUCCUAGUUCACAAGGUACAUCUUAUUUCUUUGUAUUGUGGCUUUUUACUGUGGAAACAAACUGCAUGCACAAAGGCACACUGACUGGAACUUUUCCACAAGGUGGUAAGUGGCUUCUGACCACACACAGUCAGGCCGCAGGACCUUGGGUGUCAAUUUCCCUAUGGCAGCCAAAUAAGAGGCCACUGCUGAGACCCCAGACCCUCCUGCCUUCUAGAGGUGUCAAUCAGAGGGCCAGCAGCUCAGCAACCUUGGCAACCCCAAGGGAGGGAGUUGCUGCUGAGGCUGCAAGACAAAGAGGAUAUCUUCAUGCUGAGGUGCCCUCAAAAGCAAGAUAGAUUUUUUUUGUAUUUACCAUGCCAGGGCCAGGGAGGCAGACACCAGCGAUUAGGGGGGAGGUGCAACUUCCAGCAGUAGUGCAUUGCUGCAGGGUCAGCUGUUGCCUCCAAGAAUCCCUCUGUGGGCCAUGGAGCAGCCAUAAAAGAGGGUCUCCCCUCUCCCGGGAACCCAUUCAGAAGUCGCCAGGGUUGCCCUAUGAUGUCUGUCAUCCAACUGCAAGAGGUUGACCCCUCUUUCUGCUGCCCCCAACUCUGCCCUCUAGAGAAGACCUCUGUAACUUUUCAGCUCUGAUCAAAUGGCCGGAAUACUGGUAUUUUCUUUUCUGGAUGUCACUUUUUAGAGUUUUUUUUGUUCUUGCAAUUUCAAGCAUUGUUCUUCAUUGAUCUUAUGUUCUGUAUCUGGAAUUUUGAGCAUACAUCUUAGCAUCCAUAUUUCAAAGGUCUCUAUUUUCUUCUACAGAUCUUUACUGAUUGUCCAGAUUUCUGAGUUAUACAGGAAAGUAGAUAGAAUGUAGCAUCUUCUGAGUUAUUUCCUUGAAACAUGCUUGGAUUUUCUUGUUAAUACAUUUUUCAUCUUCACAAAAUUAUUUCUGGCUAUCUCUAUCCUCCUUCAAAUUUUUGGCGUCACAUCCACCAUCUUCUGUUUUCGUUGCCCUAAAUGGACAAACUUACCUAAUUGUUCCAGUGUGACACCAUCCACUCUAAUCUUCACUUUGGUUUCUUCUAAUGUAUUUCUUCCAACUACCUUAGUUUUCGUCUUUUGGCGUUCAUAUUCAAUCCAUAUUCUAAAUUUGAUCUACAAUAUUUUGUAGGGCCUCUUCUGAUUUUGCAUGUAGCGCUGUGUCAUCAGCACAUCACAAGCUUGUUAUGUUCUUGCCUCUAGUUUUUAUCCCUGAGUUUCCCACAUCUGAGAAAAUCCAGUGGUGGUGGGAAGACUGCUGUGACUGGGGAGAUGCCGCAGUGGAAUUGGCCGCUCAGAUGCCAUUGCCAGCGAGGGGGAGUACCUAGAUGUAGCACCCGAACACGUAAGCUUAAGGCACCUUAGGCAAGCUAUGGGUUUCUCACUGGUGGUUUUAUGUUGCCCUGCUGUUAGUUGAUGACAAGUUGGUGUGAUGCAUAACACCCCUGAGUCAGCAGGUUGUGGGCCAAGUUCCUCUCCAGGACUUGAACACAAAAGGCGAGGCCGACACUUCACAACAGUACUGAGGGAGCACUUCACUGACAGGCUGCCGUCUUUUGGAUGUGACAUUAAACCAGAGCCCUGUCUGCUCUCUGAGAUGGCUAUAAAAGAUAUCAUGCCACUAUUAUGAAAAAGAGAGGGGAGUUACCCAGAGUGUCCUGGCCAAUAUUCAUCACAAAAACAGAUUAUCUGGCCAUUAUCACAUAGCUGUUUGUAGAAGCUUGCUGGGUGCAAAUAAUCUGCAGUGUUUCCUAUAGCAGUACAAUAUACUUCAGAAGUACAUGUUUGAAGGCAUUAAGGCACUUGUACAAAUGCAAGUUUUUUUUUAAUAAACAUAUAAGUGGCUUCAUUGCCAUUUUGAUCCCAGCAAGAUAACAAAUAGCAUCACUAUUGCAGCUGUCUGAGUGCAGUGAACUAUAGCAAGAAGCAGCAUCUUGGCAUUGCAAGGUGAAGAACCAAACCAGGCAAAAAGGCAAGGCUGAGAAAUUUCUUCUAAGUUAGUUCUUGAGUCCUGAGUAAUCUUGUCUAAGCUAAUAGCUCUAAACUUUGUCCAUGUUUUUCACUGAAAAUUUAUCACAGUGUACUUCACUAGCCUUGCAAAAAUGGUCAGCCCUCCCCACCUAGAAAUAUGUUUUAACUAACUUCCUGGUGAAAAAAAAAGCUGAGAAUUAUAACAAACACGAUGAAUUCCCAGACUCCAGGCCCAUUUGAUAAAAGAGUUCUUUGUCUGAAAGGCAUUUUUAACUAAUAGAAAUAUCUUGGUGUUAUUAUACAGCGAUGAGACCCAACUGUAGUCUGGAAAUCUUAACUGGACAUAAGUAAGUCGUUUGGUAGUACAGAACUUGAGUAUUACUGAAAAAAGAGACAUGCUGAAGCUUUUCAUCUUGCCCUCAU